GGGUCAUGGCGGACCUCACGGUAUGCGCGUUCCUCACCAAGGUGCUGUGCGCUCACGGUGGCCGCAUGUUCCUGCAGGACCUGCGCGGCCACGUGGAGCUGUCGGAGGCGAAGCUGCGGGCCGUGCUGCGGCGCGCGGGCCCCGAGCGCUUCCUGCUGCAGGAGGUGGAGCUGCGCGACGGCCCGUGGGACGCGGAGGCUGAGGUGGCGGUGGGCGCGGGCUCGGGCUCGGGCGGCGGCGCCACGGCCUGCAGGGUGGUGGCCGUGUCCUCCGCGCGCCUCUGCGCCCGCUACCAGCGCGGGGAGUGCCAGGCCUGCGACCAGCUGCACUUGUGUCGCCGCCACAUGCUGGGCAAGUGCCCCCACCGCGACUGCUGGUCUACCUGUGCUCUGUCCCAUGAUAUCCACACACCUUUCAACGUCCAAGUCCUGAAAAACCACGGGCUUUUUGGGCUCAACGAAGCACAGCUUCGAACCCUGCUUUUGCAGAAUGACCCUUGCCUUUUCCCAGAGGUCUGUUUACUGUACAACAAAGGUGGUGAUGUCUUGUAUGGUUAUUGCAACCUAAAGGAUAAGUGCAACAAGUUUCAUGUGUGCAAAUCCUAUGUCCGGGGUGAAUGCACACUUCAGACCUGCAAGCGGUCCCACCAGCUCAUUCAAGAUGCUACUCUGAAGUUGCUAGAGGACCAAGAGCUGAGUGUUUCAAGUGUCGUGAAUUUCCAGAUAAUCUCUGUCUACAAACAUAUGAAGCUGCACAAGAUGCUUGAAGACAAAGACAACUCGGCUUCUGCUGAGAACCCACAAGGCCUUGGGAAGCAAGGAGCCUCCAGGGCCGGGGCUGCAGAAGCCAAGCCUCGGGUCCCUGCACCUACUGAAUCGCCCAGGAAGCCCCAGUAAACCUUAAAGAGCAUGGAGGAAGUGAGAAGCAGCUUGUCCGUCUUGGAGGAUCAAGCAAGACUUCUCCUGAGCUGGAGUUUGUAGCUGUUCUCUCUUUCCCUCACUUCAUAGUGUUGACAACUCACAUACCUACCUCACAGUGUGAGAACCCAGGCUAGAAACAAAAAUACCCUUGUGGGUGAGAUCGGACCUGGAGCGGGCAAAGAGAGGGUAAAAUUCUGAGCACAUGGAGUCAAUUCAGGGCAAGUCCUGAAGCUGUAGCUCCUGUCUCAAUUCCUGAGAGCCUUCCCAAGCUCGGGAUGGAGGGCAGGUUUCUGCUGUCCUUCUGGGUCCAGCUGGUCUUUUCCAGACUCCAUUUACACAGCUUACGUUGUAGACAUCACAGACUUUGUGCACUCUGCAUUAUUUCUUACCUGGGUUUAUACAUAAUCCCUUUUUGCACAGAACUGUAAAUAUAAUUUAAUUGACUCCCUUAUUCUGAAAUAUCUCAAUACUCCUAACAAUGUUUGAAUAUCUCAUUUUGUAUCUGUGCAGUAUUGGGUUUAAAAGCCAUUUCGUACCUUUGCUUGACUUCUUGGUGCUAAACAAUACUUCUUUUAUGCUUCUUUAAUCAUCUGUUCAGGUGAGUGGUCUUCUCUGUCCCUGCUUUCUGUGUGUCUUUCUUGAUUCUGUGAAUUUUCUAUGAUGCAUUUUGUUGCUGGGGCCUCUGUGCUGUCAUCAGUACUGUGUCCAGGACAUUCAAGUUUAUGGUGCAUCCUCAGCCAGCCUCACAGUUAAUAAUCUUCAGGCUCUCACCAGAGAGUUCUACCUCAGUCCAUCCACUUCUCCUCUUUCUGUAAGCCUACCAAGCUCAGCUGCUGUAUCUUGAAGGAUGUGCAGCUCACGCCUUCCCCAGUUGUAUCUCUCCCUUGUGUGGAUGGGGACAGGCCGUCAGGAACCUAUAUGCACCUUGCUCAUUUCAUGGUCACUCCCUUCCUCCUGCCCUCCUCCAGCCUCUCUGCUGUCUUCUGCUGUUUUCAUCCUGUGAUUUGCAGAUAUUUGUUGUGCUCAUGUUCCCCAAUGUCUCUAGGUAAAGAGAAGGGUUUGCAUUUCUUUCCAUAACACGGCAUUUGAGAAAUAGGAGCAACUUAUUUUUAUCAUGAUGCCAAUGAGAAGAGCAAUGUAAAAAUGUCCUUUCCAAAUGAAAAAUCUUUUAAUGGACAGUAAACUUACCAACUUUGGUCUUUGCACUUUGAUUGUCAAUGAGAGUAUUUCUGAAAUUGUGUUUUAUAGUCUUUCUUUUUAAACUUGUGUCUUUUUUCCUAGUGGUAUUGUGUGUGUGUGCUGGGAUCACAUCCUGGGACUUGUCCAUGUGAGGCAAAGUCCUCCACCAGCAAGCUACAUCUAAGUCCUGGGGCUAAACUUAAAAAAAAAAAAAAUAGGGCAGUCACAGUGGCUCAUGCCUUUAAUCCCAGCACUACAAAAGCAGAGGCAGGCAAGGCCACCUGAUCUACACAGUAAAUUCUAGGCUAGCCAGAGCUACAUAGUGAGACCAUGCCUCAAAAAGAAAUUCCACUUAAUUACUGUUUUUACUCUGUCAUUCUCCUGAAUAUAUUUUGUUGUUAGACAUGUUAAGUCUUUAGUGGGAUAGUAUAGCUCAAUGAAUAUCCCUUACAUCAAUAGAAUGGGUAGACUUUUACAUUAUUGUUUUCUCAUAUAUUAUCACCAUUGUGCUCUUAUAUUCGAUGUUGGUCUAUAAUCAUUGUUGUAACAUUUUAGUCAGGUCUGUAAUAAUCCAUUUUAGUUUUAGUUAUCUUGGAAUUUAGUCUAAAAUUAUCUUUUGUAUGUAUGUGUGAUACUGGGAAUGGGCUUAGGGCUCAUGUGUGCUAGACAAGUGCUCUACCAUUGAGCUGUAUUCUCUGCACUAAAGUUAUCUUCUGCAGUUGUUCCUAGACCAAGUCUGGCUGCUCACCCCCAUGACAGGCACUGAGAUAAGAAGGUGACUUUAUCCACAAAGCUUCGAAGGAAGGAAGGAAGGAAGGAAGGAAGGA
Psammomys obesus (fat sand rat) is the source of this 2926-nucleotide messenger RNA. RefSeq names its product zinc finger CCCH-type containing, antiviral 1 like (gene Zc3hav1l). The record is from RefSeq and is a predicted model, not a curated record. The transcript is spliced from 4 exons. The coding region runs from base 6 to 896 and encodes 296 amino acids. NCBI's taxonomy places the organism in Eukaryota, Metazoa, Chordata, Mammalia, Rodentia, Muridae.